GCUCUGAACUGAGUCACGUUGCAUCGGUCACUGCAUCGCUUCAGUGUACUAACGCACGUUCAAUAACCUAAUUUUAUCUGUCAAAGUUUGUGCUUGAAUUACAGUUGUACAUUUGUACGCACAGUUUUGUGAAUUACACCUUUGGAAGUCAGCAAUUUUUCCAAAAUGGAAACUAUUGAAUUGCUCGAGGAUAGAAUAGCUGCUUUGGAAAAACAGAUAUAUGGCCUUAAGAAGAGAAACGAGAACAAGACUCCACCUGAGUGUGCAGUGAUUGAUAGCCUUUUACAUGUAAACACGUUGAUCUCGUCUGCGAUGUCAGGGAGAGAAAAAGCAAAUGUAAUGAUAAAAAGAUUGCCAGAGUUGAAUAAUUAUUUAGAUCCAGUGGUCGAGAGUACAGAAUUACCGAUAGAAGCUAAGAUUCAAUUGCUGUUGGCAAUGGCACCAGAGAUUAAACAGAAUCAUGAAAUGUUGAAACAGGUUGAAGAGCUCAUGCCUGUAUUAGAAACAGAUCGAUUGAAAGACGUGCCAGAAUUAUCUAACAAGUUAAACGAUCUAAUCUUGUCGUAUCUUAAAUUGUACGAAGAUUCUCAAGAAUUGAAUAAUCAAAUAAACGAUGUUUUCUCCAAGUACAAUGAAGUAAUAACUAGCAUCUCGAAAUCAUUGAUCACGAUAGAUGCCAUCGUGACAGCAGCUGAAAUCGCAGCAGCACCCAAGAAACAAUUAGAUUAAAAUUAUGUUCUCUAUUAUAUAAUAAUUGUAUAUUUAUUUGUUAUGCUAAGAAUAAACACGUUUAUA
Molecule: messenger RNA, 795 nt
Organism: Ceratina calcarata
Lineage: Eukaryota; Metazoa; Arthropoda; Insecta; Hymenoptera; Apidae
Product: dynactin subunit 3
Exons: 2
Coding region: 166-729 (187 amino acids)
Biological process (GO): cytoskeleton-dependent cytokinesis
Cellular component (GO): dynactin complex
Source: RefSeq, a predicted model, not a curated record